Phycodurus eques (leafy seadragon) is the source of this 2361-nucleotide messenger RNA. RefSeq names its product parvin, alpha a (gene parvaa). Gene Ontology annotation, molecular function: actin binding. Gene Ontology annotation, biological process: establishment or maintenance of cell polarity; actin cytoskeleton organization; cilium assembly. Gene Ontology annotation, cellular component: cytoplasm; focal adhesion; actin cytoskeleton. Lineage: Eukaryota; Metazoa; Chordata; Actinopteri; Syngnathiformes; Syngnathidae. The record is from RefSeq and is a predicted model, not a curated record. The coding region runs from base 94 to 1215 and encodes 373 amino acids. The transcript is spliced from 13 exons.
GACCGUAUUUUUUUUUUGCAAUUUUGCUUUAAUUCCACGUCCAACUUGGAAAGUUUGUAUUAGACAGCGUCGGAUUGAAUUAUUGUUCCGACAAUGGCGUCCUCUCCUCAGAAGUCUCCGUCCUCUCCUAAAUCCCCGACAACGCCUAAAUCCCCUUCUUCGAGAAAGAAAGACGACUCUUUUCUUGGAAAACUUGGGGGGACUCUGGCGAGGAGGAAGAAAGCUAAAGAAGUGUCUGAGCUUCAGGAAGAGGGGAUAAAUGCCAUCAACCUUCCUCUCAGCCCAUCCCACUAUGAGCUCGACCCUGAGGACACCAUGCUAGAGGAGAAUGAGGUGCGUACCAUGGUGGAUCCAAACUCCAAGAAUGACCGCAAACUGCAAGAACUUAUGAAGGUGUUGAUCGACUGGAUUAAUGAUGUUCUUGUUGGGGAGCGAAUCAUUGUGAAGGAUCUUGCUGAAGAUCUCUAUGAUGGACAGGUCCUUCAGAAACUAUUUGAAAAGCUGGAAGGUGAGAAACUUAAUGUGGCGGAGGUGACGCAGUCAGAGAUCGCACAAAAGCAGAAGCUGCAGACUGUUUUAGAACGGAUCAACGACUCACUCAAACUCUCCACGAGGAACAUUCGCUGGAAUGUUGACUCGGUUCAUGCAAAGAGUAUAGUCGCCAUCCUGCACCUGCUGGUCGCACUGUCACAACACUUCAGAGCACCAAUCAGAUUGCCUGACCAUGUUUCUAUUCAAGUAGUUGUGGUCCAGAAAAGAGAGGGCAUCCUCCAAUCUAGACAAAUUCAAGAAGAAAUCACUGGCAACACAGAGGCUUUUUCUGGAAGACAUGAGCGUGAUGCUUUUGACACACUGUUCGACCAUGCUCCAGAUAAACUGAAUGUUGUCAAAAAGACACUGAUCACAUUUGUGAAUAAACACCUGAACAAGCUCAACUUAGAGGUGUCCGAAUUGGAAACACAGUUUGCAGAUGGUGUUUAUCUGGUUUUGCUGAUGGGUCUGCUAGAAGGAUACUUUGUACCACUCUACAACUUCUUCCUCACACCUGAAAAUUUUGACCAGAAGGUGCAUAACGUGUCCUUCUCAUUCGAGCUGAUGCAGGAUGGAGGUCUGGAGCGACCAAAGCCGAGGCCGGAGGAUAUUGUGAACUGUGACCUUAAGUCAACCCUCCGUGUCCUGUACAACCUCUUCACCAGGUACAGGAAUGUAGACUGAGGACCCAAGUAACAAGAGGGACACUUUCUAUCAAUGGACCACAUGCUAAAGCUUAAAAAUCCUUCAAUUUGUUGUUGAAAUGCAUUUUCAACUGAAUUCAUACAUCGCAGGUUACAGUUCACCACACUUUUUAAUCCCUGCAGCAUCACUUUUUGUGGCACUAACAUCCAGACUUGUGGACACAUUUGAAAAAGACGUUUGUUCACCUUUCUAAAAUGGUUCACAUUUCUAUUGAAACAUCACUGUAUUUAUUGUAAAUUUUGGUACACUUAUCCUUUCAUAUUUUUCUAGCUUUUUCUGCUUUUCUUGAAGUGCAUUUGAUAAGAAGUUCACUACUUAAUGAUGGGAUGACAAGUUGAUGUCCCAGAUGUUUUAAGAAAAGAAACCGAAACUGUGUGUUACUGUAGUUGUAAACUUACUGUUUGCACGUGCAAAAAAAGGGGCACGGACUUGAUUGGACAUCCUAAAACGUGGAAAAGAAAAUAUUAUUUUUCUCAUCUUGUGCUUCGAAUGUGCAACCCACUACAGAUUGUGAACUCCACUGCAUUCUAGAAUGAGCCAUUCAGCUCAAACAUGCAGAAUUGGUAGUCAGACUGAGGAUGGAUUAUGUUCCUGCCACAUAGAUCGUAGUUAGUUUAGAUAGAUAGUUUGACUGCAAAACUGUCAACACAAACCACAUCCAUAAGUCAGUAAAGCAGCCAUAAUAUGGACCAUGUUUCCCUUUGGUUCAGUCUGUUCAGAGUACCAGUUAAAGAUUUUGACAACAACGAACCUUUACACCUGAUGUCUGACCUCAAAGUAAAAAAAUAAAAUGCAUUUAUAAAAAAAAAAAACAUACAAAAGAACAGCAAGCAGUAGGUACCAGUCUGCCAUAGCCAUGGUGUUAAACCGAGGAGGCCUUGGUUUUCUUUGUGUGUUAGUUUUAAACCACAGCAACCAUUCUACAGUACUUGUGUUAAAAUGCCACUUUUUAGAGCUGGGACACAUUGCCAUUAGCCACAUAUUCCCUCUGUGUUUUAUGCUUUAACACAUUCAUAUUGAUCUUUUAUACUGUAUCUUUCAGCAACAUCAAUGUGAUUUAUAAUAUAUUUAUCAUCACUGCUGCCCUAUUUGUUUUUCCAUUUAAUAAAUAGUCCAAUAGCACAA